This is a messenger RNA of Fraxinus pennsylvanica, 1626 nucleotides long. The record is from the annotation of a GenBank genome assembly. NCBI's taxonomy places the organism in Eukaryota, Viridiplantae, Streptophyta, Magnoliopsida, Lamiales, Oleaceae.
AUGAGGGAUGGGAGGGCUGGUCGGUGGGGGAAGUACCAGGGAGAAGUGAAACAUAAGACAAUGAAGCUCAUUUUAGAUGAUGAUGAUGAUGAUAAAUUGAACGAAAAAUUAGACAGCCUCACCACGGUUCUCUACUCAAAACCCCCGAGCCUGGCUGCUGACGGACACAGAGUAACUCACCUGUACAAAGAGAUGGGAGAGAGAUCGAAAUAUUUGGUUUUGAUUGGAGCCGGAGCUCUACUGGGCUCUGCCGCCACCAUUGCUAUCUUUAAGCUUCUGCCCAGACGGGUGGGAAGGCAGUACAAUCGAGAGGCAAAUGACUUCAAUGGUAAAGUAGUUGUCCAAACAGGAAGCUGUAAAAUCUUGGAGGAUAUGAAUCAUGGUUCGGCAAGCCCAGACCUGGUAACUGAUGAAAUUGUUUCUGAACAACUCACUAGGAAUAUUCAGUUCUUUGGAUUGGAACACCAGAAAAAAGUGACUUCAUCCUACGUUGUGAUCAUUGGUCUUGGAGGAGUUGGAAGUCAUGCUGCAUCUAUGCUUUUGAGGUCAGGAGUAGGCAGACUUCUUCUUGUGGAUUUUGAUCAGGUCUCUGUUUCAUCAUUAAAUAGACAUGCUGUCGCAACAAGAGAGGAUGUUGGCACCCCCAAAGCCCUUUGCCUCAAGAAGCAUUUUUUGACAAUUUUCCCGGAGUGCCACGUUGAUGCAAAAGUGCUGUUAUAUGAUUCAUCAUCUGAAGAAGAAAUUCUUUCUGGGAAUCCUGAUUUUGUCCUAGACUGCAUUGAUAAUAUUGACACUAAGGUUGCACUUCUUGCUGCAUGUGUAAGAAGGGGUCUGAAAGUUUUAUCUGCAACAGGAGCUGGAGCAAGAGCUGAUCCAACAAGAAUACGUGUUGCCGACUUGAGAGAGUCAACCAAUGAUCCAUUAUCUCGAGCAGUAAGACACCGUUUAAAAAAAGAUUAUGGAAUUGAAGGCGGCAUUCCCGUAGUAUUUUCAUUAGAGAAACCCAAGGCAAAGCUGCUUCCAUUCAAAGGACCAAGUGGAGAAGAAGAAAAUCCUUCAGAUUAUCAAAUAGUGCCAGGGUUUCGGGUUCGUAUCAUUCCAGUCCUAGGAACCAUACCUGCUAUUUUUGGACAAGUAAUGGCUUCCUACACUGUGACCCAACUAGCAGAAGUUCAAGUUCAUAUGGAGCCAGUGGUGAAUUUUGAUAUGGAUCACUAUCAAGUGCUCCAUCAGCGCCUUAUCGAGCAUGAAGAGUUACUAUGUGGUACAACUAUGCAAGUUCAGGUGGAUGUUGAAGAAGUCAUGUACAUAGCCAAAGAAUUGUGGCAUGGACGAAGUGCAAGAGAUCAAGCACCUAAAGAUGUUGGACGUGGAAUGUGGCGAUCUGUCAAUGAGUUAAUGCUUGUGAGAUGGGAUCGCGUGAAACCUGCUUCUGUGUCAAAUUUAAUUCUUCUAAGAUUCAAAGAGGCUGAUGAACAUGAGUCGAGGUCUCUUGAAGAUAUAAAGGCGAAGGAACCUGAAUUUUUCUUCAGGGUAACAUCUGUGCUGAAACGAGCUGAACUGGAUUUCGACGCUUGCUGCUAUUUGACGCUUUCAGAGUUAGAAACAGGUGCUGAAUGGAACUGA